AUGGGCAUCAAGCAUCUGGCCCAAGUCAUCAAGGACAACUGCCCAGACGCUAUCAAGGAGGGCGAGAUCAAGAACCAAUUCGGACGCAAAGUAGCCAUCGAUGCCUCCAUGUCACUCUACUCCUUCAUGGUCGCUGUGCGCAGCGAAGGCCAGCAGCUCAUGUCGGACACAGGAGAAACGACUUCACACUUAAUGGGCAUGUUCUACCGCACACUCCGCAUCGUCGACAACGGGAUCAAGCCGGUCUACGUCUUCGACGGCGCACCACCCAAGCUCAAAUCUGGCGAACUGGCGAAACGUUUCCAGCGUAAGUCUGAAGCCGCUGAAGCCCAAGAAGAGGCGAAGGAGACUGGUACCGCGGAGGAAGUCGAGAAGUUCUCCCGCCGCACGGUUCGUGUAACUCGCGAGCACAAUGCCGAAGCGCAGCGCUUGCUCAAACUCAUGGGUGUGCCGUACAUCAUCGCACCGACAGAAGCAGAAGCACAAUGCGCGAUCCUUGCACGCGCUGGCAAAGUCUACGGCGCUGCAUCGGAAGACAUGGACACCUUGACCUUCAACGCGCCUGUGCUGCUCCGCCACCUCACCUUCUCUGAGCAACGCAAGGAGCCUAUUCAGGAGAUCCACCUCGACCGUGUGCUGGAGGGCUUAGAGAUGGAGCUACCUCAGUUCAUCGACCUGUGCAUUUUGCUCGGCUGCGACUACGUGGACCCAGUGAAAGGCAUCGGCCCAAAGGUCGCCCUGGAACUCAUUCGCAAGCACAAGACCCUCGAGAACGUCGUCGCAGACGUCCAGAAGACCGGCAAAUACACCUUCCCAGAAGACUGGCCCUACCAAGACGCCCGCUUACUCUUCCUCGAACCCGACGUCCGCAGCGCCGACGACCCAGAGUGUGACUUCAAGUGGGAAGCUCCCGACAUCGAAGGUCUGGUGAAGUUUCUGGUGGAGGAGAAGGGCUUCAGCGAGGACAGGGUGCGGAAUGCUGCGGCGAAACUACAGAAGAAUCUCAAGUCUUCGCAGCAGAGUCGGCUGGAGGGCUUCUUCCAGGUCAAGCCGAAGACCGAGGAGGAGAAGGCGAGUUUGAAGCGCAAGAAUGAGGAGAAGGUGGAGGAGAGGAAGAAGAAGCAGAAGGCAGAUGCGAAGGCGAAGAAGGAUGCUAAGGCUAAGCCGAAGAUGAAUUCUUAG
This is a messenger RNA of Saxophila tyrrhenica, 1182 nucleotides long. It is a transcript of the gene FEN1, whose product is annotated as Elongation of fatty acids protein 2. The coding region runs from base 1 to 1182 and encodes 393 amino acids. Gene Ontology annotation, cellular component: cytoplasm; nucleus. The record is from RefSeq and is a predicted model, not a curated record. The transcript is spliced from 2 exons. Gene Ontology annotation, molecular function: 5'-flap endonuclease activity; 5'-3' exonuclease activity; DNA binding. Lineage: Eukaryota; Fungi; Ascomycota; Dothideomycetes; Mycosphaerellales; Extremaceae.